GGGUUUUUUCAUUUCUGCUCCUUUCCACCCUCUCCAUCCGGUCGGUGUAUUUUCCGGGAAAAUCCAACUUCCCGACGGGAUUUCCGAUCGCGAUUGUUCCACUUUUCUCAUAUAAUAAUCUUAAAUCUCAAAACAGCUCGUGGAGUCAGAGAUAUUCUUCACGUCGUCUGAUUUAUUAUCUUCUCCGUUCGUCAAUCCUGCAUCUUUCAUGGAGCUGUAAUUUUUGCAGGUUGUGGCAGUUUGAUUGAAAUCUCCCGCCUUUGAAAUAGAAUUCAAAGAAAUUUCGCUUCUUUGUUGCAGAGUUUCCCAUUCUUUGGUAAUUUGUUAUUUAUUCUUCUCGGUUGUUUUUGAUGUGAUGAUUUACUGUGAUUUGAUUGAUGCUAAUACAGGAUUCUGUGUGUUGGAUUGGUUCAACGUGAAGAUGGCUAGUCAGGGUGGUUUUUCAAGGAAAAGCCUGUCUUUGUCAAACUCAUCAGUUGCGAAGAAGAAAUCUUCUUCUUCUGAGAAUGGAGGCUCAGACUCUGUCCGGAAAUCCUUAACGGCUUCCCGUCCUAUGGGAUUAACUGGAGAGCGUACUGUGAAAAGAUUGCGGCUGUCAAAGGCCUUGACCAUACCUGAACAGACAAGUAUUUUUGAGGCUUGCCAAAGGAUGGCUGCUCGUAGAGUUGAUGCAUUAUUGCUUACUGACUCUAAUGCAUUGCUUUGUGGGAUCCUUACGGACAAGGACAUAGCAACAAGAGUCAUCGCAUGUGAGCUUAAUUUGGAGGAAACACCUGUUUCUAAAGUUAUGACCAGGAACCCUGUGUUUGUUCUCUCUGAUACUCUAGCGGUGGAAGCCCUCCAGAAGAUGGUACAAGGAAAAUUUAGACAUUUGCCUGUUGUGGAGAAUGGGGAGGUUGUUGCUUUACUUGAUAUAGCAAAGUGUUUGUAUGAUGCUAUUGCUCGAAUGGAAAGGGCAGCUGAAAAGGGAAAGGCUAUUGUUGCUGCUGUUGAAGGUGUUGAAAAAAAUUGGGGAACACCUCUCUCUGGUCAGAAUACAUUCAUCCAGACUCUUUGGGAGCGAAUGUUUAGGCCCUCACUGUUAACAAUUAUUGAAGACAAUUCAAAGGUUGUAAGAGUUUCACCAACUGAGACAGUGCUAUCAGUGACAAAGAAGAUGCUUGAAUCAAAAGUAAGCUGUGCAGUUGUAACAGUUGAAAACAAACCACGAGGAAUUCUAACUUCAAAGGAUAUCUUGAUGCGCGUAGUAGCACAAAAUCUUCCUCCAGAAUCAACUCUUAUGGAGAAGGUUAUGACUCCUAACCCAGAAUGUGCAACAAUUGACAUGCCAAUUGUUGAUGCUCUGCAUAUCAUGCAUGAUGGAAAAUUUUUGCACUUACCUGUAGUAGAUAAAGAUGGAGAUAUUGCAGCUGUUAUUGAUGUAAUCCAUAUCACUCACGCUGCCAUUGCCACAGUUGGGGGUACUGCUGGAAUAAAUAAUGAGGCUGCUGGCACAAUGAUGCAGAAGUUUUGGGAUUCUGCAAUGGCCUUGGGUUCUCAUGAAGAUGAUGACGAGACAAGAAGUGAAAAUUCCUUGAAGUUGGCUUCAGAGGGAGCAGAGACAGGGAGAUCUCUUGCCUUUUCUUCAUCCAGUUUGCUAAAUACAUUUGCUUUCAAAAUCCAAGAUAGAAAGGGGAGAAUGCAUAGAUUUAUUUGUGAUACCCGGAGUUUGACAGAUUUAAUUACUUCAAUUCUUAAAAGGAUGGGGGAUGAGAUUGAUCCCAACAACCUGCCUCAGAUUCUGUAUGAAGAUGAUGAACAUGAUAAAGUUGUACUGGCAUCAGAUAGCGAUCUCACAGCAGCUGUGGAUCAUGCAAGAUUGAUUGGUUGGAAGGGUUUGAGAUUGCAUUUAGAUUAUUUAGGAACACCUGGUCGUAGGAGGGGUUAUGGUUCAGGAAGUUUGGAUUAUGCUCAAUCACAUGCAUGGUCUGCUGCAUACAAAGCUGUUGCUGCAGGGGCUGCAGUAGUUGCUGGGUUUGGCCUACUAGCAUACAUGAGGAAAGCUGGAAAUUAAAAUUGUUAAGACAUUUAUCCUUUCAUGGGUGAUAUAUCGAGCAUAAUCUCUCUCCUAGAGAGUGCUUGUUUCAGCUGUUCAGAGGAGCUGGUAUUUGCUCAGCCCCAACAGCUAAGCUUAAAGUGUUUGGUUAAAAUUUUUACUUAGCCAUUGGACAUUCACAAUCAGCUGAGGUUUUGGAAAAGCUGCCAAAGGUAGCUGUUACAACAGUUCUUGUGUCUUUUAGUUUUAAUCAUAUUUUUACGAAGUUCACCUUUCUCAUUUAUGUAUCUCUCUUUAUCACAGACUUUUUAUUUUUAUUUAUCUUUUAAUUAUUUUUUUACCGACUGUUUAGAUGGUAUGUAAUAUGCUUUUCUCCUGUAGUCUAUCGUGUUUGCAUG
Molecule: messenger RNA, 2433 nt
Organism: Rubroshorea leprosula
Lineage: Eukaryota; Viridiplantae; Streptophyta; Magnoliopsida; Malvales; Dipterocarpaceae
Source: the annotation of a GenBank genome assembly